CCCCGCCCCCUGGCCCCCCAUUCAAGAAGCGGCUCGGCUAACUCGGCUAGCACAGGGCGCCCGGCGCGCCUCGGAGCGCACGUUCCGCGCCUUCUUCUGUCCGCAGUCUGGACAUUAUGCGGCCGAGCAGCCGAGCCCUAGUCCUCCGCCUCCUUCUCCUCCUCCUGCGACCAGAGCGGCUCAGCUCACGGCAGGCGGCUGCGUUGCUCAGCCAAGCACAGACGCGACCCUCUCUGCAGGACCUCAGCGACUCCUAAAGUCAAAAAGUUGGCGGCAGGGCGCCGGGUUCCGCGCGCUCUCCACUGCUGUUGCCUCGCGUCGCCGCCAGCCACCAAAGCGGGCAGGAGGGAGGGGGUGGGAGAAGCGGGGGGAGGGGUGAAGAGCACCAUGCAGUUAGUAUCCUGGGCCACACUGCUAACGCUCCUGGUGCCGGACCUGGCUGAGAUGAGGAGCCCUGAAGCCGCGGCGGCCCUGCGCAAGGACAGGCUGCACCCGAGGCAAGUGAAAUUAUUAGAGACUCUGAGCGAAUAUGAGAUCGCGUCUCCCAUCCGAGUGAACACCCUCGGGGAACCCUUUCCCACGAACGUGCACUUCAAAAGAAGGCGACGAAGCAUUAACUCUGCCUCUGACCCCUGGCCUGCCUUCGACUCCUCCUCGUCUUCCUCUACCUCUUCCCAGGCGCAUUACCGACUCUCAGCCUUCGGCCAGCAGUUUCUAUUUAAUCUCACCGCCCAUACCGGAUUUAUCGCUCCACUGUUCACUGUUACCCUCCUUGGAGAGCCGGGGGUGAACCAGAGCAAGCUGUAUUCCGAAGAGGAAUUGGAACUUAGGCACUGUUUCUACAAAGGCCACGUCAAUACCAAGUCCGAGCACACUGCGGUCAUCAGCCUGUGCUCCGGAAUGAUGGGCACGUUCCGGUCCCACGAUGGAGAUUAUUUUAUUGAACCGCUGCUGUCUGUGGAUGAGCAAGAGGAUGAAGAGGAACAGAACAAACCUCACAUUGUUUAUAGGCGCAGCACCCCUCAGAGGGAACCUUCAACAGGAAAGCAUGCCUGCGACACCUCAGAACUCAAAAACAAUCACAGUAAAGACAAGCAGAAAACCAGAAUGCGAAAGCGGAGAAAGAGGAAUAGCCUGGCUGAUGAUGUGGCACUACUGAAGGUGUUCUCUGGUUACAGCAACAAGACAGAUGCCACAAGGGACAGGAGAAACCACAAAAGAGCCAAACGCUUCCUGUCCUAUCCACGGUUUGUAGAAGUCAUGGUGGUAGCUGACCACAGAAUGGUUUUAUACCAUGGAUCAAACCUUCAGCAUUAUAUCUUAACCUUAAUGUCAAUUGUAGCUUCUAUCUAUAAAGACUCAAGUAUUGGAAAUUUAAUUAAUAUUGUUAUUGUGAACUUAGUUGUGAUUCAUAAUGAACAGGAAGGACCGUCCAUAAAUUUCAAUGCCCAGACAACAUUAAAAAACUUUUGCCAGUGGCAGCACUCCAGGAACCUCGUAGGUGAGAUACAGCACGACACUGCUGUUCUGGUCACGAGGGAGGAUAUCUGCCGAGCUCAGGACAAAUGCGACACCUUAGGUCUGGCUGAGUUGGGGACAAUCUGUGACCCGUACAGAAGCUGCUCCAUUAGCGAGGACAGUGGGCUGAGUGCAGCUUUCACAAUUGCCCACGAGCUGGGUCAUGUGUUUAAUAUGCCUCAUGAUGACAGCAAUAAAUGCAAAGAAGAAGGUGUGAAGAGCCCCCAGCAUGUCAUGGCACCGACACUGAACUUCUAUACCAACCCCUGGAUGUGGUCAAAGUGCAGUCGAAAAUACAUCACUGAGUUCUUAGACACUGGGUAUGGCGAGUGUUUGUUGAAUGAGCCUGAAUCCAGAACCUAUCCUUUGCCUUCCCAACUACCAGGCCUCCUCUACAACGUGAAUAAACAAUGUGAAUUGAUUUUCGGGCCAGGGUCUCAGGUGUGCCCAUAUAUGAUGCAGUGCAGACGGCUCUGGUGCAAUAAUGUGGAUGGAGUACACAAAGGCUGCAGGACUCAGCACACGCCCUGGGCCGAUGGAACUGAGUGUGAGCCGGGAAAGCACUGCAAGUUUGGAUUUUGUGUUCCCAAAGAAAUGGAGGCCCCUGCGACUGAUGGAUCCUGGGGAAGCUGGAGCCACUUUGGAACCUGCUCAAGAACGUGUGGGGGAGGCAUCAAAACAGCCGUCCGAGAGUGCAACAGACCCGAGCCAAAAAACGGUGGGAAGUACUGUGUAGGGAGAAGAAUGAAGUUCAAAUCCUGCAACACGGAGCCCUGCCUGAAGCAGAAGCGAGACUUCCGCGAGGAGCAAUGUGCUCACUUCGAUGGCAAGCACUUUAACAUCAAUGGCCUGCUGCCCAGCGUGCGCUGGGUCCCCAAGUACAGUGGAAUUUUGAUGAAGGACCGAUGCAAGCUGUUCUGCAGAGUGGCGGGAAACACGGCGUACUACCAGCUCCGAGACAGAGUGAUCGAUGGGACCCCCUGUGGCCAGGACACCAAUGACAUCUGCGUCCAAGGCCUUUGCCGGCAAGCUGGAUGUGAUCAUAUUUUAAACUCAAAAGCCCGGAGAGAUAAGUGCGGAAUUUGUGGUGGCGAUAAUUCCUCAUGCAAAACAGUGGCAGGGACAUUUAACACAGUCCAUUAUGGUUACAAUACUGUUGUGCGAAUUCCAGCUGGUGCUACCAGCCUUGACGUGCGGCAGCACAGCUUCUCAGGGAAAUCUGAAGAUGACAACUACCUAGCUUUAUCAAACAGUAAAGGUGAAUUCCUGCUAAACGGAGACUUCGUCGUCUCAAUGUCCAAAAGGGAGGUCCGCUUGGGGAGCGCCGUGAUUGAGUACAGCGGAUCCGACAAUGUCGUGGAAAGACUCAACUGUACUGACCGCAUUGAGGAGGAGCUUCUCCUUCAGGUGUUGUCAGUGGGAAAGUUGUACAACCCCGAUGUGCGGUACUCUUUCAAUAUUCCGAUUGAGGACAAACCUCAGCAGUUUUACUGGAACAGCCACGGGCCGUGGCAAGCAUGCAGCAAGCCCUGCCAAGGGGAGCGGAGACGAAAACUUGUUUGCACCAGGGAGUCUGAUCAGCUUACCGUUUCUGAUCAAAGAUGUGACCUGUUACCCCAGCCAGGACCUGUCACUGAAGCAUGCGGCACGGACUGUGACCUGAGGUGGCACGUUGCCAGCAAGAGUGAAUGCAGUGCCCAGUGUGGUUUGGGUUACCGCACUUUGGGUAUCUACUGUGCCAAAUACAGCAGGCUGGACGGGAAGACAGAGAAGAUUGAUGACAGUUUUUGUAGCAAUCAGCCCAGACCAAGCAACCAGGAAAAAUGUUCUGGGGAAUGCAACACGGGUGGAUGGCGCUAUUCGGCUUGGACGGAGUGUUCUAAAAGCUGCGAUGGUGGUAUGCAGAGAAGAAGAGCUAUUUGUGUCAACACCCGCAAUGACGUCCUAGAUGACAGCAAAUGCACACAUCAGGAGAAAGUCACUGUACACAGAUGCAAUGAGUUCCCCUGUCCUCAUUGGGAAUCAGGAGAGUGGUCAGAGUGCUUAGUCACCUGUGGAAAAGGACAUAAGCACCGCCAGGUCUGGUGUCAGUUUGGCGAAGAUCGAUUAAGUGAUAGAAUGUGUGACCCUGAGGUCAAACCGGAGUCCAUGCAGACAUGUCAGCAGCCAGAGUGUGCAGCCUGGCAGGCGGGUCCCUGGGGACAGUGCAGUGUCACUUGUGGACAGGGAUACCAGCUAAGGGCAGUGAAGUGCAUCAUUGGGACUUACAUGUCGGUGGUAGAUGACAAUGACUGUAAUGCAGCAACUAGGCCAACCGAUACCCAGGACUGUGAAUUAUCAUCUUGUCACCCUCCCCAACUGGGCCUGGAACCAAGGAGAAAUGCACACAGUGUGCCCAGAACCCAGUGGCGAUUUGGGUCUUGGACUCCAUGCUCAGCCACUUGUGGAAAAGGUACCCGGAUGAGAUAUGUCAGUUGUCGGGAUGAGGAUGGUUCUGUGGCUGCUGAGAGUGCCUGUGCUACCUUGCCUAAGCCAGUAGCCAAGGAAGAAUGUUCUGUGACACCCUGCGGGCAGUGGAAGGCUCUAGACUGGAGCUCUUGCUCCGUGACCUGUGGGCAAGGUAAGGCAACCCGGCAAGUGGUGUGUGUCAACUACAGCGACCAAGUGAUUGAUGGGAGUGAGUGUGACCCAGAUUAUAUCCCGGAAACUGACCAGGACUGUUCCAUGUCACCAUGCCCUCAGUGGACCCCAAACACUGGCUUUGUUCACCCAUUUCAAACCGAGGCCCUCCAUCCCAGGAGUGACAGCCCUAGCCGCACUCAUGUGCUUGGAGGAAACCAGUGGAGGACCGGCCCCUGGGGAGCCUGUUCUAGUACCUGCGCUGGAGGGUCCCAGAGGCGAGUUGUGGUGUGUCAGGAUGAAAACGGAUACACUGCCAACGACUGUGUAGAGAGAAUCAAACCUGAUGAGCAAAGAGCCUGUGAAUCCGGCCCCUGUCCCCAAUGGGCUUAUGGUAGCUGGGGAGAGUGUACCAAGCCGUGUGGUGGAGGCAUGCGGACAAGACUGGUGGUCUGUCAGCGGGCUAACGGUGACCGGUUCCCAGAUUUGAGCUGUGAAGUUCUCGACAAACCUCCAGACCGUGAGCAGUGCAACAUACAAGCUUGCCCACAAGAUGCUGCAUGGAGUACUGGCCCGUGGAGCUCGUGUUCUGUCUCUUGUGGUCGAGGGCAUAAACAACGAAAUGUUUACUGCUUGGCAAAAGAUGGAAGCCAUUUAGAGAGUGCGUACUGUAAGCACCUUACUAAGCCACAUGGGCACAGAAGGUGCCGAGGAGGACGGUGUCCCAGAUGGAAGGCUGGCACGUGGAGUCAGUGCUCUGUGUCCUGUGGCCAAGGUGUGCAGCAGAGGCAUGUGGGCUGUCUGAUCGGGACACACAAAACAGCCAGAGAGAGCGAGUGCAGCCCAUAUACCAGACCUGAGUCGGAGCGUGUCUGCCAAGCCUCGCCAUGUCCUCUCUACACUUGGAGGGCAGAGCAAUGGCAAGAAUGCACCAAGACGUGUGGUGAAGGCUCGCGGUACCGACAGCUGGUCUGUGUAGCAGAAGACCAAAGUGAGGUGCACAGCGCCCACUGUGACUCGGACCAGCGGCCUCCAGACCAUGAGGCCUGCAGCUUGCAGCCCUGCGAGUAUGUGUGGAUCACAGGAGAGUGGUCUGAGUGCUCAGUGACCUGUGGAAAAGGCUACAGGCAAAGGCUGGUCUCCUGCAGUGAGAUCUAUACCGGCAAGGAGAAUUAUGAAUACAGCUACCAAACCACCGUGAAUUGUCCAGGCACGCAGCCACCCAGCGUGCAUCCCUGCUACCUGAGGGACUGUCCUGUCUCAGCCACCUGGAGAGUUGGUAACUGGGGCAGUUGCUCGGUGUCCUGCGGCGUGGGUGUCAUGCAUAGGUCUGUGCAGUGUUUAACAAACGAAGACCAACCCAGCCACUUGUGCCCCACCGAUCUAAAGCCAGAAGAACUAAAAACCUGUCGCAAUGCUUAUAAUUGUGAGUUGCCCCAGAACUGCAAGGAGGUGAAAAGACUCAAUGGCGCCACUGGAGAUGGGGAAUAUUUCCUGGCCGUUAGAGGGAAGCCCCUAAAGGUAUUCUGCGCAGGGAUGCAUUCUGACUAUCCCAAGGAGUAUGUGACACUGGCCCACGGUGACUCCGAGAAUUUCUCCGAAGUCUACGGGCACAGGUUGCACAACCCAACAGAAUGCCCCUAUAACGGGAGCCGACGAGACGACUGCCAUUGCCGGAAGGAUUACACAGCUGCUGGCUUUUCCAGUUUCCAGAAAAUCCGAAUCGACUUGACCAGCAUGCAGAUUAUAACCACUGACUUAGAGUUUGCAAGGACAAGUGAAGGACAUCCAGUUCCUUUUGCCACUGCUGGGGACUGCUACAGUGCAGCCAAAUGCCCACAGGGGCGUUUCAGCAUCAACCUUUAUGGGACCGGCCUGUCUUUAACCGAGUCUGCCAGAUGGACAUCACAAGGAAAUUACGCUGUUUCGGACAUCAAGAAGUCUCCGGAUGGUACCCGGGUCGUAGGGAAAUGCGGUGGCUACUGUGGAAAAUGCACUCCAUCCUCCGGCACUGGCCUGGAGGUGCGAGUUUCAUAACUAAGGGGCUCUGAAGAGGAAGCCAUUAACGAGACGGAUGAAGGAUAGUAAUUCAAUACCUCCACCUUAAAUUUGGGUGCAUCUGUGUGCGUGUGUGUGGAUCUGUCUGCUUGCGUGUGUGAAUGUAGGUGUACAUGUGUGUAUAUAUGCAUAUAUAUAAAUAA
Messenger RNA from Acomys russatus (golden spiny mouse), 6338 nucleotides. It is a transcript of the gene Adamts9, whose product is annotated as ADAM metallopeptidase with thrombospondin type 1 motif 9. Gene Ontology annotation, molecular function: zinc ion binding; metalloendopeptidase activity. The coding region runs from base 388 to 6174 and encodes 1928 amino acids. The record is from RefSeq and is a predicted model, not a curated record. NCBI's taxonomy places the organism in Eukaryota, Metazoa, Chordata, Mammalia, Rodentia, Muridae. The transcript has 40 exons. Gene Ontology annotation, cellular component: extracellular matrix. Gene Ontology annotation, biological process: extracellular matrix organization; proteolysis.